GAUGUAAAUACGAAAAAAAAAAAAAAAACAAAUGAAAACACGACGACUCGGUCCUCUCCCACCCAAAUGGCCCUAAUCUGUUUUCGGCUGUUAGCCUCCACCGAGCUUCAGCACAGUAGCACCCCCUUCUCGCACAACCUCACAGCGCAGCUCCAGCGCCGUCGUGCAUUCACGCCUUGUGCGGUUGGUUUUCCUCCCACGGUCAGCUGCUCGGCCUGCGCCUCCUCCACGCACCUCUUGCAGCGGGUGGGCUUCCUCCUGCGGCCAACACCAGCAGCCUCUCACGGCCCACCUGUGGUUUGAUUCUUAAUUUGUCUUGAAAGAUGAAGAAAAUGAUAGCCCUAGGUUUUGAGGGAUCAGCCAACAAAAUUGGUGUUGGGGUAGUAAUGUUGGAUGGCACUAUAUUAUCAAACCCGCGUCACACCUACAUUACCCCUCCUGGCCAAGGAUUUCUUCCUCGGGAAACUGCCCAACACCAUCUCCAACACAUUCUUCCACUGGUAAAAUCAGCACUGGAAACUGCCCAAGUAACAUCUGAAGACAUCGAUUGCCUCUGCUAUACCAAGGGGCCAGGCAUGGGAGCUCCAUUACAAGUCGCUGCUAUUGUUGUUCGGGUUCUUUCCCAGCUGUGGAAGAAGCCUAUUGUUGCAGUUAAUCAUUGUGUUGCACAUAUUGAAAUGGGGAGAGUUGUGACUGGGGCUGAUGAUCCAGUUGUGUUGUAUGUUAGCGGUGGGAACACACAAGUAAUUGCAUACAGUGAGGGGCGAUACCGAAUCUUUGGGGAAACCAUUGAUAUUGCUGUUGGGAACUGCUUGGACCGGUUUGCUAGGGUUCUAAAGCUUUCCAAUGAUCCAAGCCCUGGAUACAACAUUGAGCAGCUCGCAAAAAAGGGUGAACAGUUUAUAGAUCUACCUUAUGUUGUAAAAGGAAUGGAUGUUUCUUUUAGUGGAAUAUUGAGCUGUAUUGAAACAACUGCUGAGGAGAAGCUAAAAAACAAGGAGUGCACUCCUGCAGAUUUGUGCUACUCCCUGCAGGAAACGGUGUUUGCUAUGCUUGUUGAGAUUACCGAGCGGGCAAUGGCACAUUGUGAUAAGAAAGAUGUUCUUAUCGUUGGUGGUGUGGGUUGCAAUGAACGUUUACAAGCGAUGAUGAGAACGAUGUGCAGUGAGAGGGGUGGAAAUUUGUUUGCAACUGAUGACCGGUAUUGUGUCGACAAUGGAGCAAUGAUUGCAUACACUGGUCUACUCGCUUAUGCUCAUGGCACAUCUACUCCUAUGGAAGAGUCAACAUUCACUCAGCGGUUCCGAACCGAUGAAGUGCAAGCAGUUUGGAGAGAGAAGAGUGACUGAUCUGACGGGAAUGGUCUCAUUGAGGAAAGAAUUUGAAUCAAGUGCUUCUCUGGUAGUUUAUUGUGCUAUUAUUCUUGUACAAUUAUUUAAUGGCAAAUUGUCACUGUUCUUUUUCUUUUUUAAUUAAAUAGGAACUUGCUUCCUAAUAGAUAAAUUACUCUGUUCAUAAAAGAAUUUGACUUUAUUGAAA
This is a messenger RNA of Malania oleifera, 1539 nucleotides long. RefSeq lists its product as uncharacterized. The transcript is spliced from 4 exons. Gene Ontology annotation, biological process: tRNA threonylcarbamoyladenosine modification. Bases 324 to 1349 code for a protein of 341 amino acids. Gene Ontology annotation, cellular component: cytoplasm; EKC/KEOPS complex. NCBI's taxonomy places the organism in Eukaryota, Viridiplantae, Streptophyta, Magnoliopsida, Santalales, Ximeniaceae. The record is from RefSeq and is a predicted model, not a curated record.